AUGGAGUCCAAUCGUCGACGGAACACAAACCCUUCCAGAGGAACAGUUUCAACUCAUCCCACUGAAAUUUUAACUCCUCCUACAGAAACAACAAUACGGCUUGAUGAAUUCAGAAAAAGUUACAAGAAGUGGAAAGCUCUUACGCACAAAACAGGCAUCACGGUUGAUCCUGAUACAUCUUUCAUAAAUGCAUCUGAUGCAUGGUGGACAGAACAAGAGUUUGGAUGCAAAUUAACAAAAAACUUGAACCGAAAACCGCCUGUAUUUUGGGACGUGAUGCAACGAUGUCUCGUAUUACAUGAUGUUCAAUCACAAUCUCAACAUUUUGCUUGUCAAAGAAGAGAACAAUUGAUCCACGAGCAUGGAGUUGAUGAAGAAGGUGAAGAUUACUCAGAUAGUGACAGUGGUAACAUGCCACAAACCGAGGUUCCUGAAACGCAAGAAGAAGAAGAAGUGUAUCGUGUUACCAUUGAUGAUGAUGAAAUAUUCCAAAAUUCUGCUGCUAGAAGGCAACAACGAGGUAGGCCAAAUUUUCAGUCAACCGCUAGACGUGGAAGUAGUGCACAAAGAUCUGGAGGAACCUCACGAGUUUCUAUUGGAAGUGGUUCAGGAGGAAGUCGGAGACGACAAUCCUUUGAAACAACAAUACAAGACAGCAUCACUAGCUUCGGAGAAUUCCAACGACAAAGUUUUCAACAACUUCGUCCUCGUGCUUUUGACCAAGAUGAUUACGAUGAAUUUAAAAAGGCGGAAGCGAUAUUUACCGCCCUAGAUCUUCCCAAGCACACUAGAUUUCAUUGGGCAUGCAUUAAUGCACUUAAGGAGCUAGUAUUUUGGCCUAAGUAUUUCAUUGAUAUAGCUGCAAGCCCUGACAAGGAUAAGUGGAGAACACCACCAAACGUUGCACAGUGGGGAACACCACCAAACGUUGCACAGUGCAGAACACCACCAAAUGCUCCACAUUGGGGAACACCACCAAAUGCACACGGAACGACUCCAACAAAUGUUCAAUAUGGAUUUUCAGUUGGAUGUCAAGAAGAUGGUGCAACAACUGAAACUCCACCAAUCAUUCAACAAACAUCAUCAUCUGGUCUCGGUUUCACAAAUUAUUUUGAAACUGGACAAAUGCCACAAACACCUAGACCGCAAGGAUCCAAUGCAAGUCAUCACAGUGAUGUAGGAGAUGAAUAUUAG
Molecule: messenger RNA, 1194 nt
Organism: Arabidopsis thaliana (thale cress)
Lineage: Eukaryota; Viridiplantae; Streptophyta; Magnoliopsida; Brassicales; Brassicaceae
Product: heat shock protein
Exons: 5
Coding region: 1-1194 (397 amino acids)
Source: RefSeq, marked reviewed